GGACAAGCUGCAGAGACCCUCGUGUCACCCCAGCCACCCCACCACUGGCUUGGGGUGUCCCCAGAAAAGACACAUGCUUGCAGUCCUUUGGUCAGCUCCAUGCCUGGGUUGAUCCCAAGCCUUGAGUCUGCUCCUGGCCGCUUGGACUGGCUGUGUGGGAGCUCCUGUUUGGGGUAGGGUGUGUUUAGGGGAAAGCCCAGCGUGGACGCACCAUUGCUGUGGCAAGGUGGGCAGUGGCACCGGGAAAGGAGCUGUGGUGGGGAUGGAGCUGCAGCUCGGGGUCCUGCCGUGCCCUCAACACCGCGGAUGGGACAUCCCCAGAGAGGUCUGCAGGGCCCCCCCGCUCCAGGGCAGCCCAGGCCAUGGGAUCACAACCGGGAGCUGUAUGGGGUCCCCUGGGACAUGUCCUGCGGUUUGGGGAGAGCGGUGCGGGAUGAGGAGCAGGGAUGGGCCGGCGGCCCCCGGCAGGUCCCCGAGGCUGGGGGCGGCGGUGGCAUCCCUGCAAUGCGCUUGGCAUCGGCUGCCCCGGCUGGCGCUCGCCGAGUCCAUGUGAUCCGGGGCUUGCUCUGUGCCGCCGCCGGGUCCAGCCGCCGGGACGGCGAGGGAGCCAGAAGGUCGAGCCAGCGGCCCCGACAGAGCCGCCCCAGCCCCGAACAGGGUUCCCCGGCAUCGGCUGAAGCCCCCGGGCUCCUCCCUGCCACCAUGCCCCGCGGGAAGAGGGACCCGGUCCUGCUGUCCCCCGCCGAGCUGCCCGGCCCCGAGGCCGAGGGUCCCCGCGCGGCUGCGGACGGCCGGCGCUCCGCGGAGGAGGAAGAGGAGGAGGACGGACACCUCCCGGGGCUGCCCCGCGACGACCUCACCAAGAGCAUGUCGAGCUCCUCCGUGUCCUCCUACCACUCCGCCCUGUGCUCGGACGGCACGGAGACCUUCAAGGACUGCCUGGAGUUCCUGGACGAGGAGGGAUCGCCCGGCCGGGCUGCCCCGGGCCGCUGGGCUCCGGCGGGGGCCCCCGGCGUGCCCCCGCCGCCCGGCCCCCUCGCCCGCCCGCAGCGGGCUCAGCUGUCCAGCGCGGCUAAGAAUAGCCCAGCGCCGGGCCAGGGGGGCAGGAUGGGUCCCCUCGGUGGGGACCGGCAGCCUGUGCCGGCCGCGGCCGCCGGCGGGGAGCCGGCCGUGCCCCGGCAGCCCGGGGCGAUGCUCGCCGGGGCUCCCAGCGACUCGGACGAGGUGGACGGCGAGGUGCAGGCGCUGACGGCCAGGGCUUUCCGCAGCCUCUCGGGUCUCCCCGGAGCUCGCCUCGACAUGUGCAGCUCCCACACCUCCUCCAGCCUCUCCAACUCGCUGUCGGAGGACGGCGGGCGGCCGCGGCGGUGGCCGGCGGGCGCGGGGGAGCCCCGGGGCGCGGCGACAGCUCUGCACGGUAGGGUGGGCUGGCCUUUCCUCGCCGGCGUGGACGGGGAGCUGCUGGCCAAGGAGCAGUUUGAGUGCGUGGACGUGGAGCUGGAGAGCGGUGAGGCCAGGAAGGGCCACGGCAAGAAGAGGACGGUGCCCAAGCGCCAGAUCCUGCUGAAGAGGAAGGAGAGGAAGGAGACGGGCUUUGGCACCCGGGGGGAUGGCCCAGCGCCCCAGCCCCCUGCCAGGAAGGAGCCCCCCAGCAAGGGCAGAGCCGUCGGCGAGGACUUCAGGCUCAACUACCAGCAGUUCAUGAAGGCGGCGUCCCUGGAGGCCGGCCCCGACAGGACCAGGGCGGCCUCGUGCCUGGUGAAAAACGUCCUGGCCAAGAAGAUGCAGUACGAGCAGCGCAUCAAGAUGGAGCAGAAGGGGCUGCGGGGCAGCUCGACCUCCUCGGGACCGUCCUCCGCCGGCACCGACCUGCUGGGGGAUGGUCUGGAGGGCAAGUCCAGCUCUCUGUCCCGCUCAGACUGCAGCUUCUCGGCCGAGGACCUGCGGGGCGGCGGGAUGCCGGUGGCCACGGCGGUCGCGGAGAGCUCCGCCACCACCACCCAUCCCACCAAGGGCGUGGUGCUCAGCGAGGCGACGAGGGAGACUGUCUGCAACCUGAGGAAGACGUUCAACGAGCUCAACCAGAGGAUGAAGUACCAGGAGGUGCUGGAGGGCCGCUGGCUGCCCGCGGCCGCGGAGAAGCACACGUCGGAGAGGAUCUGCUACCAGCGAGCCCGCGCCUUAUUCGAGGCCCAGCCCGGCGUGGGGAAGGUGCUGGAUGUUGCUCCCCGGUUUGCGAGGGCGCCGAGGCCAUGGCCCAGCUUGAAGGAGCGAGCCAUCGGCCCCAUCCAUUCCCAAAGCCUCCCCUUCAAGGCUGAGAGCCGGGCGCUCCCCGCCACCCCGCCGCGCCGCCCCUUCGCCUCCUCCCGGGCGCAGGAGGCGAGGACGCUGCCGCAGAGCCAGCCGGAGAAGCCACCAGCAGUGCCCCGCCGGCCGCCCAGCCCCGGCACCAUCCCGGCACCCCGGGGGUCCCCGCCGGCCGCGCCCCCCAAGCCAGAGGAGAAGGGGAAGGGGCGCGUCCCGCAGCCCCGGGACGUGCGCAAGCUGGUGAAGAGCAGCUACAGCCUCAAGUUCGGGACUGCCGGUGCCUCCCGCGGCACCGUGGCACCGGCGAGUAGCGGGGAGCCGCCACCAGCCACCCCCCUGGUCAUCCACUGCACCUCGGUCCGCCGGGAGCCGCCGCCGGAGCCGGCGGGCGAGGAGGUGCUGGCAGCCCCUGGCCGAGAGCCAGCCCCGGCGUGUGCCGAGGGGCCCGCAAAGACCCCGCACAGCUCCCCAAUCAACAUCACGAGGGUCCAGGCCACGCGGAGGGGAGCGGCCCCCUCGGAGGAGCCGCCGGCGUCGCCCCCGCGCCGGGAGCGGAGCGAGCUCAGGCUGCCCCCACGGGCCCCGGCGGCCGAGCGGGUGCCACACGUGGAGACCCAUCUGCACGUCCUGGUGGGCCGGCCGGCCCCGGCGGCCCGGGAGAGCUCCCCGGCUCAGAGCAGCGCUGUGCUGCGGGCAGAGAAGACCGUUCUCCUGCCGCCGCCGCCGCCGAGUCCCGCGGAGGGAGAGGAGGUGCGCGGCCGUGGCAGCAGCCGGGCGCUCCCCGCUGCCGAGGGGCCGGAGUCGCUGGGGCAGCGGCCCCGCAGCGGCGACAGCCGGGACCCCCGAGCCGGAGCCCCGGGCGGCAGCAGCGCCCGGCCGCGGCCUGCGGAGCCGGCGGCGAGGAGCGCGGCAGAGCCCGGUGGCAGCGAGCAGAGGCAGCAGCAGCCCGGCGGCCGGCGGGUGUCGGUGGGCAGCGGGGGCUCUGCCGGUGGCACCGGACCCGCUGCCCCGCUCCGAGCCGGGGACAGCAGCGAAGCCUCCCCUGGGCGGCUGCCGGAGCAGAGGGAGGCCUGGGAGCACUCGCCGCAGUGGCCGGCGGCUGCGGAGCCCUACCCGCCGGCUGCCCCGGCAGAGAACUCCAACUACUUGGCAAUCCCCGAGAGAGCCCCCAAAUCCACACAGAUGCCAAAGCUGUCCUCGGUCCCCAACCCAGGCAGUGCAUCCUUUGGGACCCCCUUUGUCCCCAGCCCGGCCAGCGCUUCUUUUGGGGCUCCCUCAGCCCCCAACCCAGCCAGUGCCUCUUUUGGGACCUCCAUGGUCACCAACGUGACCGGCUCAUCCUUUGGCUUCCCAUCAGCCUCCAGCCUGGCCAGCACAUCAUUUGGGACCCCCUUGGUUUCCAGCUCCAACAAGUCUUUUGGGGCCCCUCUGGUGCCCAACCUGUGCAGCACAUCCUUUGGGAACCCCUUGGUCCCAAAUGCAUCCAGUGCAUCCAUUGGGAAUCCCUUGGUCCCCAAUCCAUCCAGCAUGUCCUUUGGGAACCCCUUGGUCCCAAAUGCGUCCAGUGCAUCAUUUGGGAACCCCUUGGUCCCCAAUCCAUCCAGUGCAUCCUUUGGGAACCCCUUGGUCCCCAAUGCAUCCAGCAUGUCCUUUGGGAACCCCUUGAUCCCCAACCCAGGCAGGUCAUCCUUUGGGUCCCCCUUGGUCAGCAACCCAGCCCCCACUUCCCUUGGGCAUCCAUCAGUCUCCAGUGUAGCCGGCUCUUUCUUUGGAUCCCCUUUUGUCCCCAACCCAGCCAGCGCUCCGCUGGGAACCGGUGCCUAUCCCCUUCCUGGUGGGGAAGUGCCCUGGGGCAAGCCCAGCCCUGAGCCCCCCCUUCCCCGACCCCCCGAGGGCUCGGCUGCUGUGGAGCCCCCAGCCCAGCCCCACCUGGAGGAUGCUCCUCAUUUCCUCAGAAGGACCGAUGGCUCCUCGCCGAGUGGGAGGAGCAGGCAAAGCCCCUCCAAGCCUUUCCCCACCGCCGUGCCUGCCCAGCGGAGGAUGCUCGUGGAUCCCAGCAGCGGGAAGUUCUACUACGUGGAGCCGCCGCGGCAGCCCCAGAUGAAAACGCUCUACGACCCCGAGACGGGGCAGUACCUGGAGGUGCUGGUCCCACCGGUGGCAUCACACACCGGGCUCUACCAGGCACCUUUCAACCCGCUGGUCAUGGCCCCGGGGGUCUAUGGCCCGCCCUACGCAUCCUACGGCGGCUUCCCCGGGCUCCCGGCACCGCCGCCCUCCGCCCCCUCGCCGCCGCACCCCUCGCUGCCGGCUGCCGACAACCCCGGGACCCCCGGCUCCGCUCCCAAGGGCGAGGGUUCGUCCUCUGCCGGGGGUCCCGACUGCGGCUACCUGGAGAGCCUGUACUACAUCCCCACGGGUAUGAGGGCCAGCCCCGGCCCCGAGCAGCCCCCGGCCCGAGCCAGCCCUGCCGCGCCCGAGGGCUCGCUGCUCCGCAUGUGACGGGAAGGAUCCGCGGGGAUGUCCCUUCCCUUGGCCCGGCUUAGCCCAAAGUCAGCACCACCCCUGGCACGGGAGAGCCUCCCUGCCCACGACUGAGCUGGCAAAACGCCGAGGGGUAGCGGGCACUGGUUGGACUUCACUGGCUUCUCAUGGAAACGGGGACACAAAGGGUGUUUUCCGGUGUGAGCACCUGGCAGCCCUAGGGGGACAUGGAGGUGUGUGCUCUGGCCAGCAAAGGGACCACAGAGGCCCUGCUUCUCCCUGUCCUGCCAGUCCCAUCCCAAGGAUGACCCGAGCUGGUUCACCCAGGGGGUGAUCGCCUGGCCACCUCCAGCACCCCCCCCCCUGCCCCAGCCACGGCUACAGCACAG
Pyrgilauda ruficollis (rufous-necked snowfinch) is the source of this 5180-nucleotide messenger RNA. It is a transcript of the gene PROB1, whose product is annotated as proline rich basic protein 1. Bases 307 to 4809 code for a protein of 1500 amino acids. Lineage: Eukaryota; Metazoa; Chordata; Aves; Passeriformes; Passeridae. The transcript is spliced from 2 exons. The record is from RefSeq and is a predicted model, not a curated record. Gene Ontology annotation, cellular component: nucleoplasm.